Messenger RNA from Esox lucius (northern pike), 2989 nucleotides. It is a transcript of the gene tnip2, whose product is annotated as TNFAIP3 interacting protein 2. Gene Ontology annotation, molecular function: K63-linked polyubiquitin modification-dependent protein binding. The coding region runs from base 451 to 1920 and encodes 489 amino acids. The record is from RefSeq and is a predicted model, not a curated record. NCBI's taxonomy places the organism in Eukaryota, Metazoa, Chordata, Actinopteri, Esociformes, Esocidae. The transcript has 6 exons. Gene Ontology annotation, biological process: regulation of transcription by RNA polymerase II; cellular response to lipopolysaccharide.
GCAUGUGCAAUAGUUAUUGCAGCUGCGCUUUUUUCUUUCUGUCAAAACUAAAUUGAGUCCAGUAUACUUUAAGUAUUUAAAUUAAGUGAAUAACGAAUAUGUAUUACAUUUGGGACUAGAAUUGAUUAUUUGCACAGAACUCGAAAAGGAGUAGUCAAUUUAUCCGGUGUUGUAUAAAAAGUAGGCUAAAAUACAAGAAAAGUCCGCCUAUUGGUUUGGGGAAGUCCCUCUGAUAGGAAAUCCCCUGUAUGUCGGAAUAUUUCUUUCGAGAUAUAUCUUUUACACAAUUGACCUCCUCCUCAGUAUAAUUUUGAAGACAUGUUGGUUAACUCACGACCAGAAACUCUAUCGAAGCAGACAUAAUAACUUCAAAAACUGAUGGAAUAUUGAAGAUUUGGACUUAUCUGUCAGAAAGAGCGUUCAUAAACUACCUCGGGAACAACAUAGACAAUGGAUGUCAAUUUGGAUAAUGAUGCGCUGAAAGCAAAGAUACGGAGCUGUAAUACACUGAAUACUUUCUACCACGAAACCCAACUGGAAAUUGACACAUUAAGUAAGAAAAUCUGCAAAAGAGACAAUUUAAUCGCUGAUUUAAAAUCGAGAUUGGGAAAAUACGAGAAUACUUGUAUCAAUGUGGAAGGAUAUGACCCAGUUGUCAUAGGUCCAUCAAAGUCUUUGCUGGAAAGUUUAUGCAAAGAAAUCUGCAAACUGAAGCAAAAAUGGAAAGACACAGAAACAAAUGCAACUCAGCAAGCAGAGUUAUGCCAACAACAGAUACAGAGGUUGCAACAGGAUUUGCGGGAGAAGGAGCGAGAGAUAGAAAGUGUAACCCGUCGGCCGGACCACGAGAAGGACCAGGAGAUUCAGAAGCUUCGCUCGGCCCUGGCCGAGAGGGACCGUGUCCAGGCCACUCGGGCUGUCCUGUGCUCUUCGUUGGCUGAAGAGGCCGACCAGCUCCGUGGCCAACUGGGGGCCACGGUCAGGGUGUGUCAAGAGCUACUUGCCCGACUAGAGAGAGCAAAUAAAGGAGGAGAGACUGUGACAGAGGAGGUGGAAAUGCAAAAGAAGGCAAAAGAGAUGUUGGAUUUUUCUGAAGCUGAACGCGUUGAAUCCCUGGUCAGCAAACUUCAAGAAGAGAACCAUUUACUAAAACAAAGAGUGGCAUACGUGGAAGGUCUGAACUCCAAAUGGCAGAAGUAUGACUUGAGCCGGGAAGAGUAUGUGAGGGGUUUGUGUCAAAGGCUGAAGGAGUCAAGUGCCCUAAUGACUUCUUCCAGCCCUGCUCCAGGUGUGGGGACAGCAGUCAGACCCAGGCAUAUACAGGAACCUGGGAAUUGUCUUGGUAUGGUGCCCGGGUUUGCCUCAGCUAACACAGGGUUGCUGCAGCAGGAGAUAGUGAGGCUCAAUGGCCUACUGGAGGAGAAGAUUAAGGACAGUAGGAAGUUGGGAAGAGAGCUGGAGGAGAGCCGUAGAAGACAUCAGGACCGUAUCCAAACACUGGAGCAACAGGUUCUCAUCUACACAGAUGACUUUAAGUCAGAAAGAAGAGACAGGGAGAGAGCACAUGGCAGGAUCCAGGACCUGCAAGAGGAGGUGUCUCGGCUACAGGAGCAGCUGCAUGCUCAGGCAAAGAUUCCUGCCAGAGAUGCCACUUCAGCCUGCCGACUAAGACACCGGAUCUCCCCACACUCUCGCCCAGACUCAGCCGAACCGGUGAUUCGGAACAUUGCCGAACCGCCUGCAGCCAAGCGACAAAGCGUGAAUUUGGCUGGGGCGCCUGCUGCGGCCCUAGCCACUGGUCCCGCUUGGACAGUGCGCCAAGGCUUAUCAGAACUCCAAUGCCCACGAUGCCUCACCACGUACGAUGACGCCCAUACUGCGGAGUACCUAAAUCACUGUGAGGAGUGUGCAAAGCUAUGAUCACUGGUGUGAAGUUUCCCCUAGGUACCAAUCUAGGAUUCAGCUUCCCUUCUCCGAGUCCAACCCAUAAUUAGUAGUAAGGAAAUUCUAGAUUUACCCAAGAUGAGCAUCUAGUGGCAACUUCACCUUACUCCCAAGCUACAAGAGGCACCACCAAGACUAAGAUUGCUCUCUGACAAUAACUGAGCACAGAAGCACUACAUGCACCCUAAUAAGGGUUUGGGAGUGGGGAAAACAGACUAGUUCAACUGGACUGUGUUCAUUAGGUACCAAAUAGAAGAAAACUAACUGAACAGGGAGGUAAAUGCCUGUAGUUCAGAGUUUUUAAAUAGUUUUUCAGUUGCGUGCCCGAAUGUACACUACCCUGCAUUUUGGUUCUUAAAGGAGAAUAGUGAAUAGAUAAUUAAUACUGAAUGGGAAUGUCUGUACUACCUUGGUGGUCAUAAUGAGAGAAAUAGCAGUAGCACUUUAUUUAACAGUACAUGAAAAAAACAUUUAGCAGGAAUCUAGAUGCUAAAAUGUUAUCAGAAUGAACACCACUGGCUAACGUUUGGUAACAGAAGGUUAUAAAUUGUGUUACAUUUCUUAAAGGAAAUAACAGCAUCAAGUACUGUCAAAUAAAAUUCUACUAGCUUUUAAACAGCUUUGUUUUGGCAGAUUUAUUUCCAGGGAAAACCCACUCAAUGUUUGACAUUGAUCUGUAUUCAGGAUUACAUGAUACUGCAUUGGUGGGUGCAGACAUGGUUAAUUGAGUUGUCUGUAGAAAAUCUGGAUGGGAAUUGAAUGUUAUUUGUGAUAUUUUAUUGUCACAGUUAUUCAAUUCAGUAUUCCGGUAUGAAAUUUAAGUUACUUAUUGCACUUUCCUAAACUGUCUGCCAAAGUUACCUUUUAAUGCAGUUUCCUUUUCUGACAUGUAUUGGGUUUGAAACACAUAAGCUUCUUUCUCGUUGAAGAAAGUUUUAGGAAUGCUGCCUUUGAUUAACAUGGUGCUAUUUGCUGUGCUAUGUAUUGUGAUGUGAUAUCUUCACGUUUUAUGCUUCUUUUAAGAAAUAUUUUUUAUUAUUAAUAU